CAAAACAAAACAGAACGAAAAAGAGUACCUUUUUUUCCCCAAAUCCUCUGCUUCUUCUUCUUUCUCCGGAAAGGGGGAUUGGAACCCUAGAAAUCGAUCUCUAGGGUUUGAUGGACCCGGAGCAGACGUUCCUCCGCGUCCAUGCUCGGCUCUCCGGGAUGCUCUCCCAGCUCCUCACGCCGAGGAUCCGCGCUACGCUCGAAUAUCUCUACCUUGGCGUUGCCGUCGCUCUCUUCUGCGUCCUCGUCGUCAUGCACACUAAUUUCGUCCAGCAGCCGGGCUGUUCCAAUGAGCUUUCUGUGAUUGAAUUUACAGAAGCACAUCUUGUCCAGAUUAAGAUAACUGGUGCUGGGCUUUGGUCUCAGAGCCCAGCUCAUCAGAGUAUGGUGGAUAUUCAGAAACAAGAAAGCUCAGUUGCAACUUACAAAAUGCCAGAUGUGAAUGGGGAUGUAUUCGCCAUUUUUUCUGCCAAGUUCUGGUCAAGUUGGAUUGGUUCAGAUAUCACUACAGAAGUAGGGGAUCUGCAUAUAGCUCGUGCUUUAUCUUCUAGGGAGUCAUUCAAAGUAGCUGUUGGUCACUUAUUCAACAAGGUGAACAUGCAAAUUUCUUCAUUUUGGAAAAAUGCAAGAAAGUUCUCAGCCAAUGCCCGUCAGGUCUUGAAAAUCAAAGAGUGGAAUAUGCUUAUGGAUAUCUCGAAGUUCUUGCAAAUGUUCCAAAUAGAGCAUCUCAAGGCUUUCUUAGUGCAGUGGCUCGAGAAAAGAAGCAAUGCGUUUGAGCCAACUUAUCUGUACACUGUUGAGAAGGGAUAUUUCCUACUUCCAGAAGCAGCAAAGUCUCGGCACAAUUUACAAACUGUUAAUAUUACCUUAUCAGCUCAGAACUCCUGCUUCGGAAACAGGUGGCAACAACUUCUGAUCAAUAGCUUUGUUGGUUAUGAUACAAUACUUAUGAACAGUUUAUUGAACUCUCCUGGUCAAGGUUACCUUUAUAACUACCAAACAAAGGAGUUCUAUGAUCUUAGUUACGGGCAUGAACCAUCAGAAGGAUCUGCAAGGUUUGGAGACUACUUUGUGACCAAAUGUGGUGUUCUUAUUAUGUCCUUGUUUGUUUUCUUCACUACGACCAUGUCAGUGUCAUUCACUCUUAGAGAAACCCAGUCUCGUAUGCUCAGGUUCACAGUGCAGCUACAGCACCAUGCUCGCCACCGGCUACCCACAUUUCAGUUGAUCUUUGUGCAUGUUAUUGAAUCUCUGGUCUUUGUGCCUAUAAUGAUUGGAAUCCUUUUUUUCCUAUUUGAGUUCUAUGAUGACCAGCUACUAGCAUUUUUGGUCUUAACCCUUGUGUGGCUGUGUGAGCUGUUUACAUUGAUCAGUGUUCGGACUCCAAUAUCAAUGCAAUUUUUCCCUCGCUUCUUCUUGCUCUACUUUCUGGUGUUCCACAUUUACUUCUUUUCCUAUUCAUAUGGCUUUUCAUAUUUGGCCUUCUCAACCACUGCAGCUUUCAUGCAGCACUUGAUUCUUUACUUCUGGAAUCGCUUUGAGGUCCCGGCACUUCAGCGAUACACAAGGACAAGGGCACAGCUGCACCAACAACCCGGGGUUUCCAUCUACACUUCUACACUCAUUGCCAGAGUAAAUGUGAGAAAUGCAAACACAACAAAUACCGAACCAGAAACUGGAACAGAACCCGUCUCAGGGCCUGAUCAGGUUCCACCCAAUCCUAACCCGAAUACUAAUAGGAUUCAAGAACAAACUGCAAGAAAUACCUCAAGCAACUCCAAUUCAAAUAGUGAAAUUCUCCAGUUUCCAGAUUUAAAUCCUCCCCGAGAAGCUGGCGCUGCGGGCUUUAACUUACCCAACCCAUUGAGUUCCAUCCUGCUCUGGAUUUUAGGUGGUGCUUCAUCUGAAGGCAUCAUAUCCUUCUUUUCAAUGUUUAGGGAUCCACGAGAUCAACCGCCGGGUUACACUGAACCACCGCCAACACCACCACAGCCACCGGCACAGCAAGAAGAAAAUACAGUAACUUAGAACUGGUCUCUUUUUUUUUGUUUAUGGAAAUUUGCUUGCCUGAUCCCUUUUCCAUUUAAAAUUUAUUUUUGUCCAUCAUAUUUUUGCUAACUAUUUUGAGAGAGAUGGAAGAGGGGUGCUCCUGAUGCAACACAUGAUGAGGAUGUGUAUAUGAAUGUACCGUUUUACAGGAACAAUUGGUUGUAUUUCAUGUAAAGUGACAAUAAUCUGUCCAUUAUGUUUUGUCUA
Dioscorea cayenensis subsp. rotundata (Guinea yam) is the source of this 2255-nucleotide messenger RNA. RefSeq names its product membralin-like protein At1g60995. The transcript is spliced from 15 exons. Gene Ontology annotation, biological process: response to endoplasmic reticulum stress; positive regulation of ERAD pathway. The record is from RefSeq and is a predicted model, not a curated record. NCBI's taxonomy places the organism in Eukaryota, Viridiplantae, Streptophyta, Magnoliopsida, Dioscoreales, Dioscoreaceae. The coding region runs from base 111 to 2027 and encodes 638 amino acids. Gene Ontology annotation, cellular component: endoplasmic reticulum.